AUGCAGACUGUCUACGGUUGGACUGCAGACUUAAACGGUCUCAAGCACCCGCAAGAUCAUCGACGCAGAUACACUCGACUAUGCGAUGCGAUUCGGAUUCUCUCGCCCGCCUGUGUGCUCGGCUUGCUCGUGCUAGCUGCUAUUUUCAUACCAUCGACGACGAGCCAUCGUAACGAAGUGGCGGGCCAUGAUCCUGAGUCGACCGGAUUGACGGCAUUCUUCACACUGCUCGAUAUGCUCGCCGUCAAGGGCACCUUGACGGACAAGAUGUGGUUGUUGCCACCAGCAGGCGUCGUUGCUUCCAUGACUGCCACCCUGUUCAUCUCGGUCGUACUCAUCGUCGUUUCCCUUGUCCUCCGAACACGAGCCCCAGCGAAGCAACGUUUCAUCGGCCUUCGUGCACUCCGAAUCGCGUCGGUCGUGUCCCUCGUACUCAGCUUUGUCGCUCUGGCGUUAAUUACCGCUGCAACGGUCACUUAUACGAGAGGUUCUCUGUCGGUUGGGCUCGCGCCGAUGGAAGCUAUACAGGCCAAGGUCGUACCAACGCAAGCUCUGAACGAAGGAGCAAACCGUCUCUUGCGUUUGCUGUCAGGUCAGACUCAUCUACAAGAGGCAGCCACCUCGCUCGGCGUUGUACUUUACGUCGAGCCAGAGACGACAAGUCCACUGCUCGGCAAGGGACCGUCCGCGCCUCUCGAGCAAGACUUUGAGCCCGUCCGUCAUCACGACCUUGCUAUCGAUGGUCUGGCGGCAGAGCAUGCCAUCCUCAAGGUACCUUUCAAGAUGAUUCCGGACACUCUCAAGCCACUGCUCCUGCUCUGGAUGGCAACUGUUUUUCAAAUACUUGUAACGGCGGCGACUUGCUGGCGCGAGCGAUUGGCAAGCCAACCGAGACACGGACGACAGCUCGAGGUUCAUCGGCUGCUCAAGAGCACCACAUCGGUCUGGGGUGAGCUAGAUGACGAGAACAAAUUCAAGCCUGUGCCUGUUGAGUAUGCCGGAGCGCAUGGCAAGCGCGACGCACCUUUCACGCCUCCCUUGCUCAGUCAAGAGGACCAGAUCGAGUACGGCGAGCUGGGCAGAUCGUACAACGAAGCGACGCAGCAAUUUGUGGAGCACGAUGAAGAGGAAGCAUGA
Molecule: messenger RNA, 1137 nt
Organism: Mixia osmundae IAM 14324
Lineage: Eukaryota; Fungi; Basidiomycota; Mixiomycetes; Mixiales; Mixiaceae
Exons: 2
Coding region: 1-1137 (378 amino acids)
Source: RefSeq, a predicted model, not a curated record